CUCCCCUUCCCCCGCCUGGGGUCCCCCUGGCUCCUCCGCCCGCGGCCCGUAGCCGCCUCGUCAUUGGCCAGAACGCUUCAGGUGGCGCGCUCGGGAUUGGUGGAGGCCUGCGUUGCUCCCGCCCUCGGCCCGGGGCGCGGCCCGCGAUUGGCUGGGGCGGGCGGAGCGUCUUCUCCGGCCUGGGCGGCGCAGACGAGGCCUGAGGCGGCGGCGCGAGGCAGUAUGGUUUGAAGUGGUGAACAUGGAUUUUUCUCGGCUUCACAUGUACAGUCCUCCCCAGUGUGUGCCGGAGAACACAGGCUACACGUAUGCGCUCAGGGCCCUGGGCACACCUGUCUGUAGGAACCAUGAUACGGAUGGCGGCUGGGUUGACAGCCUAGGCUGGCGAGCAGAGGUGGCUUGUGACAUUCCUGAACUGCACCUGAGCUGUGAUGCUAAUGGAAUCGUGGGUGCUGGGACUGGAAGUUCCAGUUAUUCUUCAGAUGCCCUGGAUUUUGAGACCGAGCACAAAUUGGACCCCGUAUUUGAUUCUCCACGGAUGUCCCGCCGUAGUUUGCGCCUGGCCACGACAGCAUGUACCCUGGGGGAUGGUGAGGCUGCGGGUGCCGACGGCGGUGCCAGCAGUGCUGUCUCCCUCAAGAACCGAGCGGCCAGAACAGCGAAACAGUGCAGAAGCACAAACAAAUCAGCUUUUAGUAUCAACCACGUGUCAAGGCAGGUCACGUCCUUUGGCGUCAGCCACAGCGGCACUGACAGCCUGCAGGAUGCUGUGACUCGACAGCCUCCUGUACUGGAUGAGUCUUGGAUUCGUGAACAGACCACAGUGGACCACUUCUGGGGUCUUGACGAUGAUGGUGAUCUUAAAGGUGGAAAUAAAGCUGCCAUUCAGGGAAAUGGGGACUUGGGAGCCGCCGCUGCCACCGCGCACAACGGCUUCUCCUGCAGCAACUGCAGCAUGCUCUCCGAGCGCAAGGACGUGCUCACGGCGCACCCCGCGGCCCCCGGGCCCGUGUCGAGAGUUUAUUCUAGGGACAGGAAUCAAAAACGCGGUGCGUCUUUCUACGUGAAUAGGAUUUUGUGGCUGGCCAGAUACACUGCGUCAUCUUUUUCAUCAUUUUUAGUUCAACUUUUUCAAGUGGUUUUAAUGAAGCUCAAUUAUGAAUCAGAAAAUUACAAAUUGAAAAUUUAUGAAUCAAAAGAUUGUGAAUCCGAAAGUUUUAAGUCAAAAAGCCAUGAAUCAAAAGCUCAUGCCAGUUACUGUGGGAGAAUGAAUGUGAGAGAGGUUCUCAGAGAGGAUGGCCACCUCAGUGUAAAUGGGGAAGUGCUGUGCGACGACUGUAAGGGCAAGAGGCACCUCGACGCGUACACAGCUGUCCACUUGCAGUCGCCACGGCCGCCCAGGCGGGCAGGGACCCUCCGGCACAUCUGGGCGUGUGCAGGUUGUCUCUCGCCGCGUCUCCAUCUCAUCCUGCCCCAUCACCACGCUAUUUGCGCCUUGUGUGGUUACUUCUUGCUGCAGACUCUGCGCAGGAUCGGAGCUGCGGGCCGGGCUGUGUCUAGGACGGCGUGGUCGGCCCUGUGGCUGGCCGUGGUUGCUCCAGGGAAGGCAGCCUCCGGAGUGUUCUGGUGGCUGGGGAUUGGAUGGUACCAGUUUGUUACUUUGAUUUCUUGGCUGAAUGUGUUUCUUCUUACCAGGUGCCUUCGAAACAUCUGCAAGCUUUUAGUCUUGCUCGUCCCACUCCUCCUUUUACUCGCAGGUCUCUCCUUACGGGGCCAGGGCGAUUUCUUUUCGUUCCUGCCUGUGUUGAACUGGGCAAGCACGCAUAGAACACAGCGGGUGGAUGACCCCCAGGAUGUAUUUAAACCCGCGACUUCUCGCCUGAACCAGCCUCUGCAGGGUGACAAUGAGGCUUUUCCAUGGCAUUGGAUGAGUGGCAUGGAGCAGCAGGUGACCUCCCUUUCUGGACAGUGCCACCACCAUGGCGAGAAUCUCCGAGAGCUGACCACUUUGCUUCAGAAGCUGCAGGCUCGGGUGGACCAGAUGGACAAUGGCGCUGCCGGGCCAUCAACAUCGGUCAGAGAUGCUGUGGGACAGCCCCUGAAGGAGACUGACUUUAUGGCUUUUCACCAAGAACAUGAAGUGCGCAUCUCACACUUGGAAGAUAUUCUGGGAAAACUGAGAGAAAAAUCUGAGGCCAUCCAGAAGGAAUUAGAACAGACCAAGCAAAAAACAGUCAGUGCGGUUGGUGAGCAGCUCCUGCCCACGGUCGAGCACCUCCAACUGGAGCUGGAUCAGCUAAAGUCAGAGCUGUCCAGCUGGCGACACAUGAAGACUGGCUGUGAGACAGUGGAUGCUCUACAAGAAAGAGUGGAUGUGCAAGUCAGAGAAACGGUGAAACUCCUGUUUUCCGAAGAUCAGCAAGGCGGCUCUCUGGAACAGCUGCUACAGAGGUUCUCAUCGCAGUGUGUGAGCAGAGGCGACUUGCACACGAUGCUGCGAGACCUGGAGCUGCAGAUCCUGAGGAACGUCACCCACCACAUUUCCGUGACCAAGCGGCUCCCAGCCUCGGAAGUCGUGGUGUCUGCUGUGAGCGAGGCGGGGGCGUCUGGAAUAACAGAGGCGCAAGCACGUGCCAUCGUGAACAACGCCUUGAAGCUGUAUUCCCAAGAUAAGACUGGGAUGGUGGACUUUGCUCUGGAAUCUGGUGGUGGCAGCAUCCUGAGUACUCGCUGUUCUGAAACGUACGAAACCAAAACGGCCCUGAUGAGUCUGUUUGGGAUCCCGCUGUGGUACUUCUCGCAGUCCCCACGCGUGGUCAUCCAGCCUGACAUUUACCCCGGUAACUGCUGGGCAUUUAAAGGCUCCCAGGGGUACCUGGUGGUGAGGCUCUCCAUGAUGAUCCACCCAGCCGCCUUCACUCUGGAGCACAUUCCUAAGACGCUGUCACCAACAGGCAACAUCAGCAGCGCCCCCAAGGACUUCGCCGUCUAUGGAUUAGAAAAUGAGUAUCAGGAAGAAGGGCAGCUUCUGGGACAGUUCACGUAUGAUCAGGACGGGGAGUCGCUCCAGAUGUUCCAGGCCCUGAAGACACCCGACGACAGAGUUUUCCAAAUAGUGGAACUUCGGAUUUUUUCUAACUGGGGCCAUCCUGAGUACACCUGUCUGUAUCGGUUCAGAGUUCAUGGCGAACCUGUCAAGUGAAGACGCUACUCAUUAUUUUUGUACAUUUUUGUAUAUACUGGGACAGCCUGAAACACUGGAAUCCUUCGUGGACGAGGGCAUAUACACUGAUGGGACAGUGCCACUCCUUCAAUAAACGUGGCUGCUGGCCAGGGACUAGAGCGUGUGACGGGCGCCCUGGCGCCACCUGUUGGGUGCUCACUGACUGCAUGUGCAGAGGGGUCAGCAGCAGGGGAAGCGUGUUGAACACGUGUCUCAGACGCUCCUUGUUUUUAAUGGGAAGUUCUUAGUAUUUGCAUUUCCUUGACAACAGGAGCAAAGCAGAGGAAGCUGAGAGUCUGGCGUGUUCUUGACGCUUUGGUCUUGAGCCUUGCACUGGCUCUUCUAAAGGACUUUUGGAGGGCAGAUAAUUUCAUCUGUUAAAUCCAACACACAUUUCUUUCAGGGAAAAAAAUGUCACCAAAUUUUCAGAGUUCUAAACUCCUUUCCUUCAAGCCGGGAUUUUCCUUUAUUCAGCACCAGUACGUACUAAGUCUCCAGAUGGGGAAAUGACUAAAAUGGGUUUUUCUGCUUUGUUUGCUCUACUUCUGAGAAAGGUUUCCAGUCUGGACUCGCUGUACCAAUAUCCGUGGUGGAAUAUGGGAGCGUUUCAUUCUCCUUGUAGGCUGAAGUCAGUCUGACUUGAAGGAGGCUGGUUUGGAUCUAAGCAAACACCCAGAUGGGGUUCUUUGGUCUCAGCAAGGCUUUUCCUGUUGGGAUUCACAGUAAACAGAAACCCAGAAAUCUCACCUUGGGUGUUUUCAGGGGUCGUUUUGAGUUUUGCUGAAUAGGGAGCACGAGAUACCCUGAGCCUUCCUCUCUUCACUGGUGGUGAUCAGAGGAGCUGUCUGGUGUGUCAGGGUCGUGAAGCCGUUACAUUUCAGGACGAUCCUCUUUCCUUCAGCAGCACUUCUUACUGGCUCUGGCUGGAAUCUGCCUUUUAUCACAGCUGUCACCAUUCUCACGUGAUUCUCGUGAGACUCUCUGGUUAUAAUUACUAUUUAAUAUUUAGACUGUUUUACUGAGCAGACUUUAUAAUAAUGAGAUAUCUGCAAGGCACUUAAAGUGUUACAGAUGUUUUACCUUAAGAAUUAUUUAAGUUGUGUUGGGUUAAGACAGUUUUUGGUGUACCGUAAAUGUUGUGUUUUCAGAAAAAGACAAAACGAUGGUGCUGACUGGUUUUCUGUAUAUUGCACAACAGUCCUCAAAUCCACGAAACUAUUCAUACAUCAAGCAGCAUUUUUUUCACUCUCCUUAGAAUUGGAACUAUGCAGUUAAAGCGGAUAAAAUGUACAGAUGUUUCAUAUAUUACAGGUUACAUAUAUAAAUCAAAAUUUCCUAUAUAAAACUGAUUUGGGAUUUGGGGUGGAAAUAUUUUGAAUAUUUAUUUUUAAAGAUGCAAGAUAGGACUUUGUGCAAUGUAUUUUUGUAAAUGCUUUUCAAAAUAUCUGUCUUUGGUAGUGCUGCUGCUGCUGCCACCAAAUUGGUAAGAUGCUAUUAAGAGGUUUAAAUAAAGAGUUUUAAUUUUUAAAAGUU
This is a messenger RNA of Cercocebus atys (sooty mangabey), 4756 nucleotides long. RefSeq names its product Sad1 and UNC84 domain containing 1 (gene SUN1). The transcript has 24 exons. The coding region runs from base 242 to 3202 and encodes 986 amino acids. Gene Ontology annotation, molecular function: protein-membrane adaptor activity. Gene Ontology annotation, cellular component: meiotic nuclear membrane microtubule tethering complex; nuclear envelope. The record is from RefSeq and is a predicted model, not a curated record. NCBI's taxonomy places the organism in Eukaryota, Metazoa, Chordata, Mammalia, Primates, Cercopithecidae. Gene Ontology annotation, biological process: nuclear envelope organization.